CUCGUUCCCUUGCGCCCUGGCGCGGUCAAGCAUUUGACAUUCUGCCCCUGAAGCGCCGCGAUCCGGCGCCGGACGCGCCUGCUGAUUCGGUGAUCCCCGGGAACUGGGACUUGGGGGCUAGUGUGAGCAUCACUCGAGGGACAGGAGGAGGCUUCGUUUGCUUUCUGUUUGGAAUGUGUGGUGAGCAUCCUCUGCUGGAGCUUGGGGCCUGGAGCAAACCCGGGCUGCAGAUUUAGACGUAGACGUUUGGGAGGACGUGCAGCUGCAGAGGUCUGGCUCCUUAUGCCUGGUCUUCUCCGUUAGCGGUGCUCAGCUGCCUUUCAUUUAUUUUGAUUAAUUUUAGGGCACCGUCACAGACACAGUUAUUUCUUUGAGAGCUGGGAGUCUUUAGAGUCAGCACAGAGAGCUCACGAGUAGAGUUAUAAGGAUUCGGUCAAUAAUAAACUUGGAAAAGGACAGCGUCGGUGAUCGUAUGGAAAGAGGUGGACAAGAGGCAAACUUCACCGCGGCCUUGAGCCUUUGUAGAUAAGAUUUCUGCUUUGCUCUCCUAGAGUCAUGCAAACUCGGAGUUCUUCUUUGUAGGAAAACAACCUCAGAGAGGCAGACAGGAUGGCAAGCUCAGCCCGGGAGCAUUUGCUUUUUGUGCGGCGUCGAAAUCCACAGAUGCGGUACACACUGAGCCCAGAGAACCUUCAGAGCCUCGCAACCCAGAACUCAAUGCCCGAGAACAUGGCCCUGCAGCGAGCCAACAGUGACACCGACCUCGUGACCUCCGAGAGCCGCUCCAGCCUGACUGCCAGCAUGUAUGAGUACACGCUGGGGCAAGCCCAGAACCUCAUUAUCUUCUGGGACAUUAAGGAAGAGGUUGACCCCAGCGAUUGGAUCGGACUCUAUCACAUAGACGAGAAUUCUCCAGCCAACUUCUGGGAUUCUAAAAACAGGGGCGUGACUGGAACCCAAAAAGGACAAAUUGUAUGGCGGAUUGAGCCCGGGCCCUACUUCAUGGAACCGGAGAUCAAAAUCUGUUUCAAAUACUACCAUGGCAUUAGCGGAGCCCUGCGAGCCACAACCCCCUGUAUUACUGUGAAGAACCCGGCUGUGAUGAUGGGUGCAGAAGGCAUGGAAGGAUGUGCUUCAGGAAGCCUGCACUCUAGGAAACUCGUCAGCUUCACAUUGUCAGAUCUCAGGGCAGUUGGGCUCAAGAAAGGGAUGUUCUUCAAUCCUGACCCUUAUCUUAAGAUGUCCAUUCAGCCAGGGAAGAAGAGCAGUUUCCCUACCUGUGCCCACCACGGGCAGGAGAGAAGAUCCACUAUCAUCAGUAACACCACCAAUCCAAUCUGGCACAGAGAGAAAUACUCCUUUUUUGCACUUUUGACCGAUGUCUUAGAAAUUGAAAUCAAAGACAAAUUUGCCAAGAGCCGGCCCAUCAUCAAACGCUUCCUGGGAAAACUAACCAUUCCAGUGCAGAGGCUGUUGGAGAGGCAGGCUGUCGGUGACCAAAUGCUCAGCUACAACCUUGGCAGACGGCUCCCCGCUGAUCACGUGAGUGGCUACCUCCAGUUUAAAGUGGAAGUCACAUCCUCUGCCCAGGAAGAUGCAUCUCCAGAGGCCGUUGGCACCAUCCUCGGAGUCCACACUGUGAAUGGAGACCUGGGCAGCCCUUCCGAUGAUGAGGACAUGCCAGGAAGCCAUCAUGACAGCACCGUUUGUGCUAACGGGCCAGUGUCUGAGGACAGUGUUGCUGACGGAACCCCCAAGCACUCUUUCAGGACUAGCUCUACCCUGGAGAUUGACACAGAGGACUUGAUCUCUACUUCUUCAAGAAAUUCACCCCCCAGAGGCCGCCAGGAUUCACUCAAUGAUUACUUAGAUGCUAUUGAACACAAUGGCCCCUCUAGGCCAGGGGCAGCCUCCUCCUCUGAGCGGCCCAUGGGAGCCUCUCCCAAACUGAGGAGCAGUUUUCCCACUGACACCAGACUCAAUGCGAUGCUUCAUAUAGACUCAGAUGAAGAAGACCAUGAGUUUCAGCAAGACCUAGGCUACCCAUCCUCCUUGGAGGAGGAAGGAGGCCUGAUCAUGUGCAGCAGGGCAUCGAGGAUCGAUGAUGGGAGCCUGACAUCUCAGACCAAACCAGAGGAUGACAACCCUGUUGAGAACGAGGAUGCCUCGGUACAUGAAACUGCUUCCUUAGAGGAGAGGCCAGAGAAUCUUCCCGAGGUUGAAGAUGGCUCCUUGCCGUCAGGUACAGCCCCUGAUGAAAAUGAAGCCAGCCUGGAGCCUCAGCCCAGUGCUGACCAGGGCAGCACUGAAUUGUGUAGCUCUCAAGAAGUCGAUCAGCCCACAAGUGGCACGGACGCAGGAGCUUCUGACACAUCUGGAGGAAGCCGCAGAGCUGCCAGUGAGACUGAGUCCCUGGACCAGGGAUCCGAACCUUCCCAGGUGUCCUCUGAGACAGAACCCAGUGACCCUGCAAGGACAGAGAGUGUGAGUGAGGCCAGUACCAGACCCGAGGGAGAGAGUGACCUGGAAGGUGCAGACAGCUCAUGCAAUGAGAGCGUGACCACACAGCUGUCCUCCGUGGAGACACGGUGCUCAUCUCUAGAGAGUGCACGGUUUCCAGAAACCCCGGCCUUUUCUUCUCAGGAAGAGGAAGAUGGGGCCUGCGCAGCUGAGCCGACCAGCAGCGGCCCCACAGAGGGGUCGCAGGAGUCCGUCUGCACUCCCGGUUCUUUACCUGCUGUGCAGGUGCCCAGCAGGGAAGAGGAAGGGUCAGGGGCUGAAGCUGCUGCUUUAUCUGAGCAGGGGGAGCUGGGGGAGGUCUGGCAGAGGAGGGGCAGUCUUGAGGGAGCAGCUGCUGCUGCCACUGCUGCUGACACCGAUAGCCAGCCCCAGGAAGAUGGGGAUCCUGGUGAUACACAAGGUGCCUGCGAAGGGGCCACCGCUCAGGAGGAGGGCGCCACUGGAGGUUCUCAAACCAAUGGCCAUCAGCCCUUGAGGUCACUACCUUCAGUGCGCCAGGACGUCAGCCGAUACCAGAGGGUGGACGAGGCUCUCCCACCAAACUGGGAGGCACGUAUUGACAGCCAUGGCAGAAUCUUCUACGUGGACCAUGUAAACAGAACCACGACGUGGCAGCGGCCUACAGCUCCCCCUGCCCCACAGGUCCUGCAGAGAUCUAACUCCAUACAGCAAAUGGAGCAGCUAAACCGGCGUUAUCAGAGCAUCCGCAGAACCAUGACGAAUGAGAGGCCUGAGGAAAAUACCAGUGCUAUCGAUGGGGCAGGGGAAGAAGCUGACUUUCACCAAGCCAGCGCGGACUUCCGUCGGGAGAACGUCCUGCCCCACUCUACCUCCAGAUCCAGGCUCACGCUGCUGUUACAGUCGCCCCCUGUGAAGUUCCUCAUCAGCCCAGAGUUCUUCACCGUGCUGCAUUCUAACCCUAGUGCCUACCGCAUGUUUACAAACAACACGUGUUUGAAGCACAUGAUCACCAAAGUCCGGCGGGACACCCACCACUUUGAACGCUAUCAGCAUAACAGGGACCUCGUGGGAUUCCUCAACAUGUUUGCUAACAAACAGCUGGAACUACCAAGGGGCUGGGAGAUGAAACACGAUCACCAGGGCAAGGCAUUUUUUGUCGACCACAACUCCCGAACCACCACGUUCAUUGAUCCUCGGCUCCCACUUCAGAGCAGUAGGCCCACGAGUGCGCUGGUUCAUCGACAACACCUGACGAGGCAACGCAGUCACAGCGCGGGUGAGGUAGGAGAAGACUCUCGGCAUGCAGGACCACCCGUUCUUCCCAGGCCAGCCAGUACAUUCAAUACGGUCAGUAGGCCACAGUACCAGGACAUGGUUCCAGUGGCCUACAAUGACAAAAUUGUUGCGUUUUUGCGUCAACCCAACAUCCUUGAAAUUCUGCAAGAGCGUCAACCUGAUCUUGCCAGAAACCACUCGCUCAGGGAGAAGAUCCAAUUUAUCCGAACUGAAGGGACCCCUGGAUUGGUGCGGCUCUCAAGUGAUGCAGAUCUUGUCAUGUUACUGAGCUUAUUUGAGGAAGAAAUAAUGUCAUAUGUGCCUCCUCAUGCCUUACUCCACCCCAGCUACUGUCAGUCCCCGCGUGGCUCCCCUGUGUCAUCUCCCCAGAAUUCACCAGGUACUCAGCGUGCCAAUGCCCGGGCUCCUGCACCUUACAAGAGAGAUUUUGAAGCCAAACUAAGGAACUUUUAUAGGAAGUUAGAAACUAAAGGAUACGGACAAGGCCCAGGAAAAUUAAAGUUAAUUAUCCGAAGAGACCACUUGCUGGAAGAUGCUUUUAAUCAGAUUAUGGGCUACUCCAGAAAGGACCUGCAGAGGAAUAAACUGUAUGUCACCUUUGUCGGGGAGGAAGGGUUGGAUUACAGUGGGCCUUCCAGAGAGUUUUUCUUCCUGGUAUCCCGAGAACUCUUUAACCCCUAUUACGGCUUAUUUGAAUAUUCAGCCAAUGACACAUACACAGUACAAAUAAGUCCUAUGUCUGCCUUUGUAGACAAUCAUCAUGAAUGGUUCCGAUUCAGUGGGAGGAUCCUCGGUCUUGCACUAAUACACCAGUACCUGUUGGACGCCUUCUUUACGAGACCCUUCUAUAAGGCUCUUCUGAGAAUCCUGUGUGACCUGAGUGAUCUGGAAUACCUUGAUGAGGAGUUCCACCAGAGCCUUCAGUGGAUGAAAGACAAUGACAUCCAUGACAUCCUAGACCUCACGUUCACUGUGAACGAAGAAGUUUUUGGGCAGAUUACUGAACGAGAGUUAAAACCAGGGGGAGCCAAUAUUCCAGUUACGGAGAAGAACAAGAAGGAGUACAUUGAGAGGAUGGUGAAGUGGAGGAUUGAGAGGGGCGUGGUGCAGCAGACAGAGAGCUUAGUCCGUGGUUUCUAUGAGGUAGUAGAUGCCAGGCUAGUGUCUGUCUUUGAUGCAAGAGAACUGGAGCUGGUCAUUGCUGGCACAGCUGAGAUAGACCUCAAUGACUGGAGGAACAACACUGAAUACAGAGGCGGGUACCAUGACAAUCACAUUGUAAUUCGGUGGUUCUGGGCUGCAGUAGAACGAUUCAACAAUGAACAACGACUAAGGUUGUUACAGUUUGUUACAGGCACAUCUAGCAUUCCCUAUGAAGGAUUUGCUUCUCUCCGAGGGAGUAAUGGUCCAAGAAGAUUCUGUGUGGAAAAAUGGGGAAAAAUCACCGCUCUUCCCAGAGCUCACACGUGUUUUAACCGCCUGGAUCUCCCUCCGUACCCUUCCUUUUCCAUGCUUUAUGAAAAACUCUUGACAGCAGUUGAAGAGACCAGUACCUUCGGACUCGAGUGACCCGGAAGCACGAUGCUCAGCGCUUCACGGACAGGCAGUUCCAGAAGCCGGCCUCCCAUAGAGUGAGCCAGCAUUGGUAGUCUCGAGCCUUGGCUUCCAUUACGACAAACUGAGCGCUGCUCUCUGGGAACACAUGCUCCCGUGUUUGGGGACUGGCUGUGAGUUCUUUUGGAAGGAUUGGGGUGAGCUUGGUGCCCAUGGAACAACCCAACAGUCUUUCAAUCAACAGUUCUUGACUGCCAAACCUUUCCCAUUUGUCCCCAUGUUCCGAGAAAAAGAUGAACCUGCACACGAUCAACUCCAUGGUGACUUUUAGGGACUCCGGAGAGUCUUUCAACUCUCCCGCAAACACACUUCAAGCCAGACUGGCAGCACUGACCCAAUCUCUAAAUUUGCGCAAGUGAAAGAAUAUCAUUAAAAAAAUAUAUAUUUCCUGGAA
Molecule: messenger RNA, 5785 nt
Organism: Rattus rattus (black rat)
Lineage: Eukaryota; Metazoa; Chordata; Mammalia; Rodentia; Muridae
Gene: Hecw2
Product: HECT, C2 and WW domain containing E3 ubiquitin protein ligase 2
Exons: 29
Coding region: 610-5346 (1578 amino acids)
Biological process (GO): regulation of dendrite morphogenesis
Molecular function (GO): ubiquitin-protein transferase activity; protein binding
Source: RefSeq, a predicted model, not a curated record